This is a messenger RNA of Alternaria conjuncta, 948 nucleotides long. RefSeq lists its product as uncharacterized. The coding region runs from base 1 to 948 and encodes 315 amino acids. The record is from RefSeq and is a predicted model, not a curated record. The transcript has 3 exons. Lineage: Eukaryota; Fungi; Ascomycota; Dothideomycetes; Pleosporales; Pleosporaceae.
AUGCAUGGUCUUGCAACUCACAACUACGAUCGCUUCGCAAACGCAAUUCAACAAGGCGCUGCAAGCACUUCCGCCUUUCUGAUCCCAAGCAUCAUCGUUCAAUUCAACCUCGAGCGGGCAGUGCAAGCACUGAACAGUUGGCACGAUAAGAUAUACUGGCACGAGCGAAAAUUGGGCAUCCGAUUCGAUCAUCAUGACAAUCCACCGCUUUCGAGUAUCGACUUCGGCAACCUUUCGAAAGACAUCAACGCUGCUAAUACGAACCUCGCCCGCAUCGUGUUGUCUUGUAAAAGCAUCGCGCGCAUGCUUGACUUCCUUGAUCAGGUUGCACAGCGCUAUAGAACGCAAGCGGAUGCAAACAAGAUUGAUAAAGAUGAGUCAACUGAGGUAGAGCAAUUGCUGAUUGACUCGCAUGCGCACAUGCGAUCAUGGAACGCGGGUCUCGAGGACCGGGCAGAGUACUUGUCGAAGCGAGGGCAGGCUUUGGUGCAGACUGUCUACAGUGGUAUUGCGCAGCGCGACUCCGCAAUAAGUCUUCGUUUGGCGAGCACUAGCGCCAGCCUUGCAAUGUCUUCACAAAGCGUGGCCAUAUCGACUUCACGCGAUAGCAAACUCAUGAAGACAAUAGCUGGCGUUACCAUGUUUUUCCUUCCAGCAACCUUCACUGCCACGUUCUUCAGCACCACAUUCUUUGACUUUAAACCUAAGCAGGACGACGAGGUCUACUCACAUUGGCUAUGGUUGUACUUUGUGGUGACAAUAGCUCUGAACCUGAUCGUCUUUUUCGGCACAUGGUAUCUGUGGCGUAAAAAGGAAUUCGACACCAUGGUAUCUGACUUCAUCUCAAGCAAAGACCAGGAAGCACAUAUUGUAGAGCUAACUGGAAAUGGGAAUGAUCACGGGUUUGUACAUGUUGUUGAGCAGGAAAUCGACGCGAAUUUGGGAUAA